This is a messenger RNA of Aspergillus uvarum CBS 121591, 882 nucleotides long. Its product is annotated as GNAT family N-acetyltransferase. The transcript is spliced from 3 exons. Gene Ontology annotation, molecular function: acyltransferase activity, transferring groups other than amino-acyl groups. The record is from RefSeq and is a predicted model, not a curated record. Bases 1 to 762 code for a protein of 253 amino acids. Lineage: Eukaryota; Fungi; Ascomycota; Eurotiomycetes; Eurotiales; Aspergillaceae.
AUGGCAAUCGAAGUCCUCCCUCUUACUAAAGCGGAUAUCCCCGCGGCCGUAGAAUGCAUCCAGAAAGCAUUUGCCGAUGAUCCAUUCUUCCGCUGGAUAUUCAACAAGAGAUCUGGGUUCAAUCUCCACCGCAACGCCGCCUCGAUGGCCGCCCACUUCCAAUACGGCCUCUCCUGCCAAGCGCCCAUCUACAUCGCCAAAGCGACCUCCCCGACGAGUGUGAGUGCCACCAACGACGACAAGGCCGCCCUGCUCGCGAGCGAAACCGGCGACGACGACGACGACAACGACAGCGACAUCGCGGGCGUGUGCUGGUGGUUCCCGCCGCAGCCGGCGGGCGAACCCGUGACGUGGACGGUGUGGGCGCAGGACUGGCUCCUCUCCUUCCGCCAGCUGCUGUUCAACAUCCGCUUCGGCGGGCGCGGCGGGCUCAACGUCCGGCGCUACUGGCAGUGGAAGCAGCGCCAGGAGCGCACCCACGCCCGCAUCUGGUCCGACCCCCGCGGCUACUACUUCUGCAACGUGCUGGCCGUCAACUCGGCCAUGCGCGGCAUGGGCGUUGGCCGGAAGCUGGUCGAGGCCGUCACCCAGAAGGCUGAUCUGGAGGGCAUGCCCUGCUACCUGGAGAGUUCCAAGGGGUUCCCCAAUCUGGUCAUCUAUGAGAAGUUGGGGUUCGAGGUCGUCGAGGAGAUUGAUUGUCUCGAUGGGAAGGAUGCUUGCAAGCUGUAUUGUAUGAUCCGUCAGCCGAAGAAGGCGGAUUAAGUGUCUGCAAGGGUUGAAUUUACCGUGCUGCGAUUGUUUUCUUAGUUCGGGAGGAUGACUCAACUUGAAGUUUCUUGCUAGCUAGCAUUGCAUUUGAGCAACCACCAUCAUAAAUCAGAC